UAUAGCCACUUACCUGUCCCUUGGUCCUGUGGUGUGUCCCCUGUUUCACUGGCCGUCCUGUAUUCCAGGAGGCCGGCAUCUUCAGUGUGGGCACUCGGCUGUGAUAGCGUGCAGCUUCACAGCCGGGUACCCACUGCGCAUGUGCGAGUAGCGCUGUGUUUCCUGAAUGGCCCUGUAGUCUUCUGGGACCUGUCACGUGUCCCAAAAGACUACAGGGAGGGAGGAAGGGAGGACGCCUUCCGUUUCCGAUCGCUUAGGUGAUCAGACCAGAAGUGGGAGCGGGUACCUGUCAAAUUCGGGUACCCGCUCCCCAAAGGUGCCAAUCCUUAAUGAGGAGGAGGCUACAGCGGAACUUCCCCUUUUGGGUGGAACUCCGCUUUAAG
Molecule: messenger RNA, 383 nt
Organism: Staurois parvus
Lineage: Eukaryota; Metazoa; Chordata; Amphibia; Anura; Ranidae
Source: the annotation of a GenBank genome assembly